AUGCUCUCCGCUGGAGAACGGCAUCAGCCUUCGGUCACGCCUGCCGUAGCCUCCUCCAAGCUGCCGCACAUCAUGCCCGAUCUCGAGCCCAACUCCAAAUCCUCACCUUCCGCAAUGCUUUCCAAACCCACAGACCAGAGCACCGUCCAGCACAUCUGGAUCGUCACCGGCCCUGCGGGAUGCGGAAAGAGCACAGUAGGCAAUGGCCUCUCUAACGAACUAGGAGUUUCAUUCCUAGAAGGUGAUGAUUACCACAACAAAUCCAACAAAGAUAAAAUGGGCAACGGUAUCCCUCUCACCGACGAAGACCGCUGGGACUGGCUCAUCUCCCUCCGCAAAGCCGCCAUCGACGCUCUCUCCCCGUCCGAAUCAAACAACUUCCACCGUCCCGCCGGCGUCGUGGUCGCGUGCUCCGCACUGAAGCAGAAAUACCGCGACGUCAUGCGCGUGGCAGCCUACGGCUCGCCUUCCGUCCAGAUCCACUUUAUUUACCUCAAGCUCACCGAGGAAGUCCUCAUGCAGCGUGUCAGCCAGCGCCAGGCUCACUAUAUGAAGAGUGAUAUGGUUCGGUCUCAGUUGCAGGCACUCGAGGAACCCAAGGGAGAGUGGGACGCUAUUACGAUCAAUGUUGAGGGAUCGCAGGAUCAGGUGCAGCAGCGGGUUUUCGAUGCUGUUCACAAGAAGCUCGAAGAGAAUCAAUGA
Molecule: messenger RNA, 702 nt
Organism: Penicillium atrosanguineum
Lineage: Eukaryota; Fungi; Ascomycota; Eurotiomycetes; Eurotiales; Aspergillaceae
Product: gluconokinase
Exons: 2
Coding region: 1-702 (233 amino acids)
Cellular component (GO): cytoplasm
Molecular function (GO): gluconokinase activity
Source: RefSeq, a predicted model, not a curated record